Messenger RNA from Iphiclides podalirius (scarce swallowtail), 1269 nucleotides. The record is from the annotation of a GenBank genome assembly. Lineage: Eukaryota; Metazoa; Arthropoda; Insecta; Lepidoptera; Papilionidae.
AUGAAAUCAUUUAUAGAAUAUUCUCCAAAUACAGAUUUUCCAAUCGAAAAUCUUCCAUAUGGUGUAUUUACUUCGUCAAAAAAUGCGGAAAAUCAUAUCGGCGCCGCGAUUGGCGAAUGGAUCCUAGAUCUGAAUGUAAUAUCUCAUUUGUUCACCGGUCCCUUGUUGAAAGAUAAACAACUUGUCUUUAAGGAGGGAAAACUCAAUUCGUUUAUGGGUUUGACGAGAUCUCACUGGAUCGAAGCUAGGAGCACGAUACAAAGUCUUUUGGACGUUUCUAACGCGACUUUACAAAAUGACGCCGGCCUCAGAGAAAGAGCAUUUAUCAAACAAAGUGAAGCGAAAAUGCAGGUUCCGGCUGACAUUGGCGAUUACUCUGACUUCUAUUCGUCUAUACAUCACGCUACUAACGUCGGGAUUAUGUUCCGGGGAAAAGAGAACGCUCUUCCGCCCAACUGGAAACACAUACCUAUCGGUUACCACGGUCGCUGCAGCUCCAUCGUUGUAUCGGGCACACCAAUUCAUAGGCCCUAUGGUCAAACGCUGCCUGUCGAUGGUGCCGAGCCGCACUUCGGGCCCUGUCGGCUGAUGGACUUCGAGUUGGAGAUGGCCUGCUUCGUGGGGGGCCCGCCCACUAGGCUCGGCGAGAGGGUCACCGCGAAACAGGCCGAGGAGAGACUCUUCGGGUUCGUUCUCAUGAACGACUGGAGCGCUCGUGACAUACAGAAGUGGGAGUACGUCCCGCUGGGGCCGUUCACCGCCAAGAACGUGGGCACCUCGGUGUCCCCGUGGGUGGUCACCGUCGAGGCGCUGCGCCCCUACAUCGUGGACAACUACCCACAGGAUCAACCCCCCUUCCCCUACUUGAGGCACGACGACAAAUUCAACUUCGACAUAAAGCUGGAGGUCGACUUGAAACCCGAGACUUCACCAGUAGCAACGACCAUCAGCCGCUCCAACUACCGCUUUCUAUACUGGACGGUGAAGCAACAACUGGCCCAACAGACCGUCACUGGGUGCAAUCUCCGCCCAGGAGACCUACUCGGGUCAGGCACCAUCAGCGGCGAUACUUCUGACUCUUACGGGAGUAUGCUGGAACUAAGCUGGAAAGGAACAAAGCCCCUGCGCUUGCUUAAUGGCGAAGAAAGAAAGUUCUUACAAGAUGGCGACACGAUCACAUUGCGCGGCUAUUGCCUCAGUGAAAAUGGCGUCCGAAUUGGUUUCGGCAGUUGUGAGGGAAAAUUACUUCCAGCUGUGCCGUUUCAAGAA